Messenger RNA from Aspergillus luchuensis, 420 nucleotides. It is a transcript of the gene GOT1, whose product is annotated as Got1 family protein. NCBI's taxonomy places the organism in Eukaryota, Fungi, Ascomycota, Eurotiomycetes, Eurotiales, Aspergillaceae. Bases 1 to 420 code for a protein of 139 amino acids. The record is from RefSeq and is a predicted model, not a curated record. The transcript has 5 exons. Gene Ontology annotation, cellular component: COPII-coated ER to Golgi transport vesicle; endoplasmic reticulum; Golgi cis cisterna. Gene Ontology annotation, biological process: retrograde transport, endosome to Golgi; endoplasmic reticulum to Golgi vesicle-mediated transport.
AUGCCUACAAUGUGGCUAUCCGAUAACCAGAAGAUCGGAGUUAUCUUCUGCUCAGCUGGAGGCUUGUUCCUCUUCGGCGGAGUCCUAAUGUUCUUCGAUCGCUCACUACUAGCAAUGGGCAACAUCCUCUUCCUCAUCGGUCUAACCCUAAUAAUCGGCCUCGAAAAGACCUUCGCCUUCUUCUCGCGCCGGCAAAAACUCAAAGGCACCGCCGCCUUCGCCGCCGGAAUCCUCCUCAUCCUCCUCCGCUGGCCGCUCACCGGGUUCAUAAUCGAGCUGUACGGUCUCUUCAUCCUCUUCGGCGACUUCCUGAUCACCAUUGGCCAGUUCGCGGGGAAUAUCCCCGUCGUAGGGCCCUUUAUUCAAAAGGUUCUGGAGACGUUGGCCGGUGGAAGGAGGAAUGCCGAGUUGCCUGUAUAG